Molecule: messenger RNA, 4114 nt
Organism: Crotalus tigris (Tiger rattlesnake)
Lineage: Eukaryota; Metazoa; Chordata; Lepidosauria; Squamata; Viperidae
Product: ephrin type-A receptor 5-like
Exons: 12
Coding region: 1-1494 (497 amino acids)
Biological process (GO): protein phosphorylation; axon guidance
Cellular component (GO): neuron projection
Molecular function (GO): protein binding; transmembrane-ephrin receptor activity; ATP binding
Source: RefSeq, a predicted model, not a curated record
AUGCUGCAAUGGCUGAAGAAGGGGUCCCUUUGCCGAGCUCUCCUCCAGCGUUCUCAUACUGGCAGACAGAGUCACUUCUUUGGGACGCCGGACUUCUCAGCUCUUCAGGCCUUCCAUGUAGUUGCAUCCAGCGAUCAGCGUCAGAUCCCUGUAAUUGCUGUAUCUGUUACUGUGGGAGUGAUUCUUUUGGCUGUUGUAAUUGGUUUCCUUCUCAGCGGAAGGCGGUGUGGCUAUAGCAAAGCUAAACAAGAUCCUGAAGAAGAAAAAAUGCACUUUCAUAAUGGCCACAUUAAACUACCAGGAGUAAAGGCCUAUAUUGAUCCACAUACCUAUGAAGACCCUAAUCAAGCUGUCCAUGAAUUUGCCAAAGAAAUAGAAGUGUCAUACAUAUCAAUUGAGAGAGUUAUUGGAGCUGGUGAAUUUGGUGAAGUAUGCAGUGGGCGCUUGAAAAUUCCUGGGAAAUGUGAGUUGCCGGUGGCCAUUAAAACCCUGAAAGUGGGCUACACUGAGAAACAAAGACGGGAUUUCUUGGGAGAAGCAAGCAUAAUGGGGCAAUUUGAUCAUGCCAACAUAAUACACCUGGAAGGCGUGGUAACAAAGAGUAAACCAGUCAUGAUUGUAACUGAAUAUAUGGAAAAUGGAUCCUUGGAUACAUUUUUAAAGAAGAAUGAUGGGCAUUUUACUGUAAUUCAAUUGGUUGGUAUGCUCCGAGGAAUAGCUUCUGGGAUGAAGUAUUUGUCUGACAUGGGAUACGUACAUAGAGACUUGGCUGCCAGAAAUAUCCUAAUCAAUAGUAAUUUAAUGUGUAAAGUGUCAGACUUUGGACUUUCUCGAAUUCUUGAAGAUGAUCCUGAAGCUGCUUACACAACAAGAGGAGGAAAAAUCCCAAUUCGAUGGACUGCUCCUGAAGCUAUAGCCUUCCGCAAAUUUACCUCUGCCAGUGAUGUCUGGAGCUAUGGGAUUGUGAUGUGGGAAGUAGUGUCCUAUGGAGAGAGACCAUACUGGGAGAUGACCAAUCAAGAUGUGAUUAAGGCUGUUGAAGAAGGUUAUCGUUUGCCAAGUCCCAUGGACUGCCCAGCUGCUCUCUAUCAGCUAAUGUUAGAUUCCUGGCAGAAGGACCGAAAUAGCAGGCCCAAAUUUGAUGAAAUAGUCUGCAUAUUGGAAAAGCUCAUUCGGAAUCCCAGUAGCCUGAAAACAUUAGUGAACACAUCAAGCAGAAUUUCAAAUUUAUUAGGGGAACACAGCCCACUUGGAAAUGGUGUCUACAGAUCUGUAGGUGAAUGGCUGGAAGCCAUCAAAAUGGGACGGUACACAGAGAUUUUCAUGGAAAAUGGAUAUAGUUCCAUGGAUGCUGUGGCUCAGGUGACACUGGAGGAUUUGAGCCAUCUUGAAAUCACACUUGUUGGGUACCAGAAGAAGAUAAUGAACAGCCUUCAAGAAAUGAAGGUCCAAAUGCAUUCAUCUCACUUUCUAAGGUUGUCGCCUCAUAUAUAGCAAACAUCUGCUUCCAAUUCAUUGCCUCUCAGUAGAACUUAAUGGAUUUCUGUAUCUGUGGCUUCAAUGUUUAUAUGUCCUUUCUCAACAAUUGCUGAAUAUUAAAAUGGAAUAUCAACAUCAGGAAAGAAAAGCCUAGCGUGAGAAAUGCUGCUGAUGCACAAAAUGAUGGUAAUUGUAGAUGUGCAAAAAGGCAAAAUGCCCCAGCUUUGAAUUUGAUACCAGCUGCACAGGUGCCAAACGCUCAAGACCCUUUGAAUGUCAGGCAGCCCCUGUAGCUCAGAACAGACAAAAAGACCUGCCAUAUAUAAAGGCUACCUGGGCUGGACUGGGACUGACUAUGUCUUCCUGUUGCCAGGACCCAGUUUAGUUAAAAAUAACAGUGUUGUUCCCAAGUAGGUAAAGACUGAUAUUACUUGACCAAAGAUGGAAGAAAAUUAAAUAAUAGCAUUGGAUUUAGAGUUGGAAUUAGAUGUGUUAUUGCUGAUUGUUACUGAAAAAUGACAUGGGUAAGUAAUGCCUAGAUAGGAAAGAUUUCACAUGCAAAAAUUCCUGUCUGGAUCCAAGAUCCAAGAUCACAUGACUGAUUAAAAAUUAUCAAAUAUCCUGUCCCCAAAGCCCAAGGGAACAACCAGAUCCUUGAAACUUUCUUGAAGGCUAAUAAGUUGGAGCCAGUUAAAUCUCAUAACAAAAGAUUAAUCACAUCUGAUAUUGAACCCUGUGAUUUUUUUUAAGAAAAAUAUUUUAUAUCUUUCUUACAUUUUAAAAAAUCUUCCUACAGCAACUCAUCUGCACACAAAACAUAGUUCUGCCCAAUGGCAUCUAUUGAAGUGAAAAGUAUGUAAAGAUGCUGGCCCCCAUCCUGUAGAUUUAGAAACCUUUUAAUUGCUAAGGAUUCCUAGGAGAUUUUAAAGAUGUAUUUUAGUAAUAUAAACAGUGGUCACUCUCUCAGUCUCUCAAAUCAUACAUUCUAAAAGCCCCUUCUUGUUACAGGCAAAGUAACGAAAGGGAAUGGAAGUCCUCAGAAAGUGAUAUCUGAGAGGAAUAUUGAUGGAGUGCAAAUGAAAUAUUGAUGGAGUGCAAAUGAAACUUAAAACUUUUCUUCAGUUAUUCUUUAUAAGGAAUGCUGGAUUGCCUCAGUUUAAUGGCUGGAUUAGCCCAGCAUCACAGAUCAUGUAACCAAAUAUCAUAUCCAUUUGAUAAAAGUUCUUUCCUAUGGUUAUAAGGUUUUGCUUCUUCAACUAUCCAGGGAUGAUCAUAAAGUUUGGAGCUUUCCAUUGGUUUAAUUUUCAUAGAAAUGCUGGACAAUGAUUGUGAUGAAAUAAUGAUUUCUCUGCCUUUCAAUGCCAAGUGAAUUAAAUUUUUCUCAGUUGUUGAUCUGAUAGCCAAGUUCAAGGAGACAGGUAAAAUAAGUACAUUGCAACACAUUGUCUUGUUGUUGGGACAUUAUAAUGUAUUUUAGUUAUAUAUUUAAUUAAAUUAAUGUUUUCUUUAAGGUUAAAUAUCAGAUCAAUCUCUGCAAAGUGUGAGUAAUGCUGACAACCAUAGAGUAGAUAUGGUGCAGCAAUGAGCAUUAUUUGUGUAUACCUAAAAUGAAAGAAACAAAUUAUAUAGCAAGAAGUGGGGAAACAGGUAUAUGUAUUAUUAUAAAUUAGUGGCAUGAAAAAUUUGGCUAGAUUACAAACAGCAGGAAGCAAGACAGAUUAAUGUCUAUGUAAUUCAAAUCAAUUGAUUGGUCAAUAUAUGUUCAUAUCCACUAGGGUUUUGAAGGUAGGGCUACCAUGCUUUCUGCCACAAUUAUUACACGGUGAACCUGAAAUACUUAAUAAUUGUGAAUUACAUUUACAGAAAUCUCAAACAUCUACACUGACAGCAUGCAUUUCGUGUGCUUGCAGAGACCCUAAUUCUCUCACCAAACUUCAAGCAGUUUUUGUUUUGAAAUGCCUGCCUAUUAGCCCAGAAUUGCUGGCAUAAUAAGUAAAUUUCAUCAAAACUCCCAAAUUAAUUAGUAUUAAAGGGAUACCUGAAGUGAUAAUACGUUUAUCUAAGAUCAAAUUGGACUACGGUAACUGUAAAUUAAUAAAGUUCAAAAACAGGAUUAGGAUUUAUAGAUAUGUAAUGUAGAAAUGGAUUAUGUUAAAUAGGUUACAGUAUAUUAUUUGAGGGAAAUAGAGAGGGAACAUUUAAUGUAUUUACUCGAGGUAUUAUAUGAUUUUGUUUCUGUUGUAAAAGUUAAAAAACCAAUAAAUUUUUUAUAAAAAAACCUCCCAGAUUAGAGCUCUUGAUUUCUUUAACCUCAGUCUUAAGUUUUUUCAUUUUUCAUGAAAGCAGGGAUUAUCACAAACCCAUAAAUAACUACCAGAAGAGAUAAAAUGAAAAUUCAGUUUGAUCAUCCCAAUGUUUGAUCAUGUAAGCUACCAAAGCCACUCCACAUUGCUCCUGUAUUAAAAAGACUGAGUCAAGAGAUAAUCUUUUGUUCCUCUUCAGCAAUUGGAGUUAGGGGAUAGUGAGCUGAAUAUUUUCUGUGAGUACGUUUCAUUGUUGUUGUUGUUAGUUGUGAAGUCGUGUCUGACUCAUCAUGACCCCAUGGACAAUGUUCCUCCAGACCUUCCUGUCCUCU